AUGAGCGGGAGGAACCGAUUGACCAAAACUGUACCACCGCCGUCGCCGAUUCCGACGGGAAGAGGAUCCCGCUCCGCCUCCAACGAGCCCUUCGACCAAUUCCUCGACGGCUCGCUCCAUGUUCCUGCCCUUUCUUUACCUGAGACGAGCGCUAUUCGUCGCUCGGUCCCGGCCGAGAUCGAUCUCCAGUCGCUCGUCUCGGGCGACGAAGACUCUGUCGAUCGGAUUGUUAGAUCGGCGAAGAACUUCGGCGUCUUCCGGAUUGUCGGGCACGGGAUUUCGGUCGCCGACCUGCGAUCGUUGAUAGGAGGAGGUGAGCGAGUUUUGGGACAAUCGGAGAGAGAAAGCGCUGGUGAAGUGAGGAGGGUUUUCAGAGAAAGAAUAUUGUGGAUCGGUUCCGGGAUUGAGAGUUUGGAAUCGGUUAGACGAUUUGUCGGGGAUAUUGAGAGAUAUCGGGAUCUGAGGUAA
Molecule: messenger RNA, 468 nt
Organism: Morus notabilis
Lineage: Eukaryota; Viridiplantae; Streptophyta; Magnoliopsida; Rosales; Moraceae
Exons: 1
Coding region: 1-468 (155 amino acids)
Source: RefSeq, a predicted model, not a curated record